GAAGGAAAAUAAUUGCAAAAAUGAUCCCUAAAAGCUAUGACAGAUAUAAAACAACCCCAAAAGUUCGCAAUUUACGUAGCCAUUUCGUUUGAACUCACACUCACUCACACAAGAUUUGCAGCAGAAACACCAUGGCUGAAGCUCGCAACGUCCAGAUUCCGUACUCUCCUCUCACUGUCGACCACACUCUUCCUGUUCCGGAUAUGAAACCUUGCCUCGUAAAGCUUUGCAAGGAUUUGUUCAAAAAAUGGGCAAAUUUGGACGAAUCACACUUCUUUGCCGAGAGAGUGGCUGGUGGCAUCACAAAUCUCUUGCUCAAGGUAUCUGUAAAGGAACAAAAUGGGAAUACGGUGCAUGUUACGGUUAGACUGUAUGGUCCAAAUACAGAUUAUGUCAUCAAUCGAGAAAGGGAACUACAAGCCAUUCAUUACCUCUCAGCUGCAGGAUUUGGUGCCAAGUUGCUAGGAGUAUUUGGAAACGGAAUGGUACAAUCAUUUAUACAUGCUCGUACUUUAGAACCAGUUGACAUGAGGAAGCCAAAAUUAGCCGCUGAAAUUGCAAAGCAACUUAAGAGGUUCCAUCAAGUGGAGAUUCCGGGAUCCAAGGAACCGCAGCUGUGGACCGACAUCUUCAAAUUUUUUGAAAGAGCGUCUACUCUUACUUUUGAUGAUAUUGAGAAGCAAAAGAGAUAUGAAACAAUUUCAUUCAAGGAAGUCCGUGCAGAACUUAUAAAGCUCAAGGAAUUGACAGGUCGUCUUGAUGCUCCUGUGGUGUUUGCUCAUAAUGACCUGCUUUCUGGAAAUCUAAUGCUGAAUGAUGAUGAAGAGAAACUUUACAUCAUUGAUUUUGAAUAUGGAUCAUACAGUUACAGAGGUUUUGACAUCGGUAACCACUUUAAUGAAUAUGCUGGCUAUGAUUGCGACUACACCUUGUACCCAAACAAGGAUGAACAAUAUCAUUUCUUCAAGAAUUACUUACAACCUGAAAGUCCCGAUAAAGUUCCAGAGAAAGAUUUGAAAUUGCUGUAUGUUGAAACUAGCUGUUACAUGUUAGCUUCACAUUUGUACUGGGCUCUAUGGGCUCUGAUCCAGGCCAAAAUGUCACCCAUUGAUUUCGAUUAUCUUGGUUAUUUCUUUCUGAGAUACAAUGAAUACAAAAGACAGAAGGACACAUGCUUAUCUUUGGGUGAGUCUUACCUCUCUGGACCCAAGCCCAAGUAAACUCUUGUUUCGCAACCCGUUUGAACAACCAAAAUUCUUGAUAGAUUGUAGUGAACUUUUCGGAUGGCCCGAUUUGUUGUAAUCUUGAUUUUCUAGUUGGAUGAGAAACGCCAUAUGUUUGUAUUCCGUUUCAACGUUAUGUUUGCUUUCAUUUACGGGCUUUUAGGUAUAAAAGAUGGAUUGAAUUGCGUAACAA
This is a messenger RNA of Helianthus annuus (common sunflower), 1416 nucleotides long. Its product is annotated as probable ethanolamine kinase. Gene Ontology annotation, molecular function: choline kinase activity; ethanolamine kinase activity. The record is from RefSeq and is a predicted model, not a curated record. Gene Ontology annotation, cellular component: cytoplasm. Gene Ontology annotation, biological process: phosphatidylethanolamine biosynthetic process; phosphatidylcholine biosynthetic process. Bases 132 to 1220 code for a protein of 362 amino acids. NCBI's taxonomy places the organism in Eukaryota, Viridiplantae, Streptophyta, Magnoliopsida, Asterales, Asteraceae. The transcript has 10 exons.